This is a messenger RNA of Plasmodium gonderi, 4443 nucleotides long. Its product is annotated as NLI interacting factor-like phosphatase. Gene Ontology annotation, molecular function: RNA polymerase II CTD heptapeptide repeat phosphatase activity. The record is from RefSeq and is a predicted model, not a curated record. The transcript has 3 exons. Bases 1 to 4443 code for a protein of 1480 amino acids. Lineage: Eukaryota; Apicomplexa; Aconoidasida; Haemosporida; Plasmodiidae.
AUGGAUAAGGAAAGAAUAUAUUUACCAGAAAAUAUAGCGUUGCCAUGUAAAUUAAAAUGGGCUGUAGAUAAUAAUUCUAUUGUUAGUGCCAAUCAAAUAAUUGCUUUUGUCAUUGAGACAACGAACGAAACCCUCGACAUUCAUCAAAAUGGAAAAGAAAAUUUCAAUGGAAAGAAAUUCCCUAUAAAGACAUGUAUUAGUGAUAGUGACAUGAUCAAAGAAAAUAAAAUCGAUUCUGAUGAAAGUAGUAAUAACAUUCAUUUGAAAAAUGAGGAAAUGCAUAAGCAGACAUGCGGACAAAUCAGAAAAGAUGAAGAAAAUGAAAACAUAUUGAUAGAUGAAAAUGAUAAAAUCUCUGAAAAUUCUGUUAUUAAUUUAUGCAAAGUUACAAGUGGAAAAACAAAUGACACAACUGAUGGAAUGGAUAAGAAUAUAAACAAUUCUUUAAUUAGUCAAAGGAAUCCUACAAAAAUGGAAGAAAUAGCUAAGAAUAGUAAUGAAAGGUACGAUAUAAACAAUAAGGAUUUGAAGGAGAAUGAAAAGAAAUCGAUGUAUGAAAAAAAUAAUGUGAUUAAUUUAAUUUUGAAUAAUAAAAAUAAUUAUGACAUAAAAAAAAAAAAUAGUUAUUUUCCAUUACGAAGUAAAAUUCAUGGAAGAAUCCAUAUUAUAAAACAAAACUCCAAUUCAGAUAUUGACGAAUAUAUAUAUAUUAACAGUCCUAAUGAAUUAUUAUGUGAAAUUAGUGAUGAAAGAUGUAAUCAUGAGGUAAUAUUUUCAGGUUUGUGUACUAACUGUUUCUUAAAUCAGGAAGAAAUUAAUAAAAAUAAAAAAGAACAGAAAUAUUUUCUAUCUCCUGGUUUUUUAACAAAUGAAAAAGAAUUGUACAUAAACUCAGAUAAGGCUGCUGAUUUAGAAAAAGAAAGAAUUAGUAACAUAAUUAAAAAUAAAAAACUUUGUCUUGUUCUAGAUCUUGAUAACACCCUACUCCAUGCUUCAUUUUUUGUGUUAGCUAUAAAUAUGAAUAAUGAUAUUAUAAACAUAACGACAGAUAUUAACGAGGAGAUGGAAAAUGAAAUUGGCCAUUCAUGCAAUCCUUGUGCGUAUCAGUCUAGUGAUUCAUGUGUGCCCAAUUACAACUUUAAUAAUUUCAAUUUUGAAGAAAGUUACAAUUCGUCUGCGAGCAAUGGGACAAACGGAAAGAAGGAGGAUAAUGUUGAGGUGAGAAGUGACAGUAUGUUUGGUGUUGCAAGUGGUGUUGACACACGUGAUGGUGGUGAUGAUGAUACUGAUGAUGAUUAUUUACAGGAUGGAAAAGAGAACCAUUGUGAUGAAACACCUGGGAGUGGAAUCACUCUAGGGGUGUCAGAAAAGCACAGAAACAAGCAUAACGCAGAAGAGAAGGAAAAAGGAGAAGAAUACCUGAGGGAUUACAAAAAUGAUGAGCAUUUCAUAAUGAACCAAGAUGAACUAUACUCCAUUUUCUGCAAAAGAAAUAAUAAUAAUAUGGAAUAUAUGUACAAGAAUGAAGAUAUAAAAUCGAGUUAUGAAAAUUAUUGUGAUUUUUUAGCAAAGAUGAAUACAAUAAAUUUAUUAAAGUAUAAUGGAAAAUUUAUACAUUAUGAAAAUUUAAAAGAUGAAAAUAUAAAAAAGAAAAUUGAUAAAUUAGAAUUAUCAGUAUUGAAAACAAAUGUAAAAUAUGACAAAGGGUCUUAUACAAUAUAUUAUAAAUUAAGACCUGGAGUAAUUCAAUUUUUACAAAAUAUGAAUAAAAAAUACGAAAUAUAUUUAUAUACAAUGGGGACUUUAGAACAUGCAAAAUCAUGCUUGUUCUUAUUGGAUCCGCUUAAAAAAUUUUUUGGUAAUCGAGUGUUUUCUAGAAAAGACAGUGUUAAUGGCUUAAAACAUUUGAAUCGAAUUUUACCAACGUAUCGUAGUAUUUCUAUAUGUAUUGAUGAUAGUGAUUACAUGUGGAAAGAAAGUAGUUCAUGUAUUAAAGUACAUGGCUAUAAUUAUUUUCCAGAAAUUAAUUUUUUAGAGGAUAUAAAAAGAAAACCUUAUUUUUUAACAAAAUUUUUUGCUCUCGCGCAAUCGUAUUUAAAUUUUUCCUCUAAUCUUUAUGGCUUCAUUAAUUUCAAAUGUAAUGAAUAUGAAGCAAUGAAAAUGAAUUCUAUUAAUAAUCUGUUGUACAAUGAAAGCUCAAUUUGGAAUGAUCCAAGCAACCGUUUUAUGGCAGCAGGAACUGCAUAUCAGAUUACUCAACAAGGUGAGAAUAGGAUUGGAAAUGUAAAUUUUUCAAAAGAAGGAGAAUUGAAUGGGGAUUUAAAACAAGGGGAGGAUACAGGCAUAAAAAUAGAUACAAAUGCUGCAAUAUCACAUAACAGCUGCAUUAAAAUUGAUGAAACUGAUUUUGAAGUUGAAAAUACUCCCUUAAAGGGUGAUGAUGAUGAUGAAGAAGAAGAAGAAGAUUGCAUAAUUUUACGAGGCGACAAUUCCAUAAAUAAUGAAACAGAUAGUAGCAGCGAUAUCGAAUUGGAUGAAUCUAUUGAAGGCAACUUCAUAGAUUUAGACAAAGAAUUCGAAACGGAUAACGAAGACAGUGCUAUCGUGGAGGAGGCAAAACCUAAGUUGGACUAUAAUUCAUACGAAUUAAAUGUAAAUAACAAUUUGAAACUUUUUGAUGACACAUAUAAUUCUUCUAAUGGGAAGGGAGAAUUAUUUCAACGGUGCAAUAAUGAUCAGUGUUCUAAUGCACUUAUUGGGAAUGAUAACCUGCAUGGAAACAUUAAUAAUGAUCAUUUUCCAAAUCUAUAUCAAAAUGAUGAUACAUGUGAAAAUAUUAGUAAUUCCAAUUUUAUGAACGUGUCAUCAUCGAAUCCGAAUAUAAAUCAGAAAGGUUUUACACAAAAUGAACAUGAUUUUUUUCUCAAUUCAGAUGUUUAUAAAGAAAAUAGUGAAAACAAUAUACAUAUGAAUAAUAAUAUGUAUGUAUCUCAUCUAUAUAAUCAAUCAGGAUAUAUGCAAUCUGAUCAAAAUAGCACUUAUUCUAUUGGUAUAAAUUCAGUGGAUUGCCAAUUUUCCAGAGCCACAAAUUGUGAAGAUAAUAUGAACAAAACAUUUAGUGGCACCGACAGUUUUGCUAACAUGGGUGUAAAAAUUAGUAAAGAUAUCGAUAAAAAGAAAAAAAAAAAAAAAAAUAAUAAUAAAAUUAAUAAUUUAGAAAUGAAAAAUAAAACGAUACAAUACAAGUACACAUUGGGAAGGGAUGAAGAAUACUCUUCCAACAGUUUUGAUAAUUUAGCUUGCUUAACAACUUCAGAACGAUUCGUACCUUUUGAAGAUGAAAUUAUUUACAAAUUUAUUUCUGAAAGGAACUUUAGGAAAUAUGAUAAUUAUGUCGUUCGGUUCCUGCGUAACUACUUUAAGGGGGAGAGAUUCACAAGGGGGAGAGGAGAAGAAGGAGGGCUUCAUGAGGAUGCACAUAUCGAAAGUGAUGGACAUCUCGAUGUCGACACUAAUAUGAACUCGAAUGAGAUCGACAGUGGAGAGAAUCGAACGAAGGAUGAAAAAAAUGAUUGCAAAAAAGAAAGUGACGGAGAAACGCAAAUGGAAGAGGAUGGGAAAUGGGAAGGGGAAAAUGAAUUUGAAAAGAUGAACAACACUGUGUGGCAUAACUUAAAAAAAGUAGAAAAGAAAAUUAAGAAAGAAAAGAUAAAAAAAUUAACUCAUGUUCAGAAUUUCCAGAAAAAAAAAAAUAUUACCCUAGGAAAUGUCAAAGAAUAUGAAGACACAAAUGAUGUCGAUUCGACACCUUUAAGUAAUAAUAAAUUGAAUAAUGACAGUAAGGGCAAAACACAUCAAAAUGAAUACUAUGAAAGUUUUUUUAUACCGAAAAAUCUGAGUGAAUUAAAUUUUGAAGACAAUGAUAAGCAGUUACAUUAUUUGACUACCAUAUUGGAUGAAAUACAUCACAUUUUUUAUAACAUUUUUGAACAUUUCAAAAUGAAUAAAACGGAUGAAAAUAAUCAAGAGGAUCAGAUAUACAACUACUUUUUGCGUUAUCCGAUAAUUAGAACCAUAUUAAUUGAAUUCCGCAAGCAGGCUUUAAAAGAUUGCAUCUUCAACGUUUCACAACUGACAGAUGAGAUACAAAGAAGCGAUUUCAUGGAUUAUAUUUUGAAAUUAGGAGGAAGCAUAAACAAUGAGAACUAUACUCACAUAUUAACAGUAAAUAAUUUUGUAAAAAAUGAAAAUUGGAAAAAUGCGAAGAUAACAAAUUUGAUGUGGAUUGAAAGAGCCUUAUACACUUGGACAAGUGCCGACACGAAAUAUUAUGACAUGAACAUGUGGAACAAAGUUCACAGAAAUUUCUGGGAUGUCAUUGAAUAUGAAGAAGGGAAAAAAAAAAAAAAAAAAAAAAUGAAAAAUAGGACAAAAAUAGGAUGA